UGUGGGUGUGGGUGUGGGUAUGGGUGUGACUGGAUGUGUGGGUGUUAGUAGAGAAGAUCCAUGCCCGUACCUACCCGCAACCGAUACUGUCCUACACCCACACCCUACACCCCACACCCACGCCCACAUCCCACCCACAUACCUACACCCCACUCAUACACCCACACCUCACACCCACACGCCACACCCAUAUUUUAAUUGCAAACCUGAGUCUAUAUAGGGGAAGCGUUGGACAGGAGGGGUGCAGAUACCAUCGUCCGUAAAAAAAAGACGAAAGAAACUGGCUGCUGCAUGUGGAUUUUUGGGCGUCAGCCCCAACGGGCGAUAAGCCUAUGUGACAUUAUUGUUAGUAUUAUUAUUAAACAUGAAACGCAUCGGCGAAAAUGAAACUCUGCAUUUUGUUUUAAACUCUGUAAAAGUAUUUUGUUUUAGCAGAAGUUCUCGUAUAAAUUCAACACAAUAUCGGUUGCUGAAAAGCAAAGGUUGAGAACUAGCAGAUUGAUUGAGUCGUCUUCGUUAAGAGAUUAGUCAAUCUGUUUUUGAAUUUGAUUAAAACCCUUGAGCAAGGUCGAAACUGGUGAUGGUAGCUUUUUUCACUAUCGUUUCAAAAAAAUUUCUAUUACCUUUUUAGGUAGCAAUGGAAUUCUAAACUGAUUUGGAUCUUUAGAUUCUGAUUAGUUGAAGCCAUUGAUAAGACCCUUGAGCAAGAACGAAACCGGUCGUGGUAGCUUGUCUCACUCUCACACCCUCUUAGUUGGUUUAGGUACAUGUGGUUCAUCAGAUUGAUCACGAUAGAUACGCAUUCAUGAAAUAAGUUCAGAUAUAUCUGUUUCAUUAGCUACAUGGAUGGUAAUCGAGGACAUCUUUCGUUAACUAAUGCUAUACGACUCUUAUCAAUUACUCAUAUUUAGACAAGAACAGAGAAAAACAAUAAUCAGGAUUUCUUUUUAUCAAAAAUGGCGAUGACCUCGGUCAAAAAUACUGGAGGAUCAAUAUUGUCAAUGAAAAUGAUCUAGUCGACUUAUUACCAUUAUUACAAGUUUUUUGUGAAUUUUAUUAUGAAACUGAAGAAAUUCCUCGAACGAGUGAUGAGCUACUUUAAUCCGUGUCUUGAGCAUUAAUUGCAAAUUCAAAAACAAGAAGGAAUACAAUUACUUGUUCGUCAUGCUCAAGAUGGAAAAGCUGUUGGUAUUGCUACACUUUUCUGGUCUUGAUCGACAUUAAAAGGUGGUCGUCUAGCUAUAAUGGAAGAUCUUUAUGUUGAUCAAUCAUAUCGAGAUCAAGGUAUUGCUGAUCUUCUGAUUGGUGAAUGUGCACGAUAUGCACGAGAACAUGGUGCAUUAUGUUUAACAUGGCAGGCGUCGGUGAAAAUUUAUCGUGCACAAGCUGUUUAUGAUCGAUGUGGUGCAAUAAAAAGUGAUCGGUGGUUAAAUUAUACACUUCCAUUAUGA
This is a messenger RNA of Rotaria sp. Silwood1, 1451 nucleotides long. Lineage: Eukaryota; Metazoa; Rotifera; Eurotatoria; Philodinida; Philodinidae. The record is from the annotation of a GenBank genome assembly.